GGGAAGAUAGAAAAGCGGAGGGGAUUGGCGAUGUCUGUCUGAAUCGUCUGUAUCUCUCUGACCACUCACUGUAUAGACUCCAUUCUGGGCCGGAGAUUCCGGAACUGGGCCGUCGAGCGCUAACGGGCCGAGAGUGGUCUUCUCGAGCACCUGUCGUUCUUCCUUCAGGGAGAGGUUGGAGCCGUAGGGGAAGCAGGGCUGACAGGGUUGCGGCUGCGGCGCAAGGACGCCGAGAGGACUAGGGUUUAGCCAUGGCGGCCGAGGAGCAGACUCCUUGUACCAAGCCCCGCCCCGACAAGGCCAAGAAGCGGAAGAAGCCCAAGAAGGACAAGUGGGGCCAACCUAUCGCCACCGCUGAGGAGCCGUCGGUGGAGCCGGAGCAAGAGCACCCGGCGGGGGAAGUUGAGGCGGUGGUACAGGUGGACAAGGAGGAGGAGGAGGCGACUGCGGCGGCGGAGGGCUAUGAGUUUGGCAAGGUGGUGGCCAGCGGCAUGCCCUACACGACCACCGAGGCGGACAUCCGGAAGCUGUUCGAGUUCUACGGGCCCCUCCAGUCGGUGCAGCUCUCUCGCUUCCCGGACUCCGGCAACUUCCGCGGCCUUGCCUUCAUCUGCUUCGAGACGAACGAAGAUGCAAUAAAGUCUCUUGAGCUUGAUGGAUUCAAAAUUGGCAGCAGAUACAUGAGGGUUGAAAGGUGCAGGGUGACGGCCACCUCAAAUAAGAAAAGGAAGGCAGAGUUCCAAACCGACCCCAAGAAGUCCGAAGGCUGCCUCUCGGCAUAUGUUGGCAAUCUCUCAUGGAAUGUCACUGAAAAGGACUUGCGAGAUUUCUUCAGAUCAUCAAAGAUUGCAUCAGUAAGGUUCGCCAUCGACAAAAGAACUGGAGGUUCUCGUGGCUUCUGUCAUGUUGAUUUUCAAGACGACGAGUCGCUCGAGAAAGCCGUAGCGAUGAACCAGUCUGAACUGCAGGGUAGGCCUGUCAAAGUCGCGUAUUCAGUCAGUAACAGGGGCUGAAGAGCAAAGAUUACUCGCCACCGGUGGUUUGUACUAGUGAGCUUGUAGUGUUAUGGUUUUGCUCCCUCAGUUUUGGUAAGGCUUUUGCUGCUUGAAAGAUGAUUUUGGAACCAAAUCCAUGGUGACAAUUCUUGCCCCAAACAUAUGGCAAAUGUAACCCUUGUGUAACAAGUACGAGUUUGGUAAACCUGCAUCUCAUGGUUUUGUCACUGAAUGAAUGUUUUCGGCAGGUUUUUUUUUUU
Messenger RNA from Sorghum bicolor (sorghum), 1255 nucleotides. Its product is annotated as nucleolin 2. The record is from RefSeq and is a predicted model, not a curated record. The coding region runs from base 252 to 1013 and encodes 253 amino acids. The transcript has 3 exons. NCBI's taxonomy places the organism in Eukaryota, Viridiplantae, Streptophyta, Magnoliopsida, Poales, Poaceae. Gene Ontology annotation, molecular function: RNA binding.